Molecule: messenger RNA, 1827 nt
Organism: Anguilla anguilla (European eel)
Lineage: Eukaryota; Metazoa; Chordata; Actinopteri; Anguilliformes; Anguillidae
Product: homeobox protein HMX1-like
Exons: 2
Coding region: 511-1419 (302 amino acids)
Biological process (GO): regulation of transcription by RNA polymerase II; negative regulation of DNA-templated transcription
Cellular component (GO): nucleus
Molecular function (GO): RNA polymerase II transcription regulatory region sequence-specific DNA binding; DNA-binding transcription factor activity, RNA polymerase II-specific
Source: RefSeq, a predicted model, not a curated record
ACACAUGUAGCCAAUAGGAGGUAGCCUACUCUAGCGCGCUCAGCGAAAACUCUUUCACUUUCUGCGGAAUUCGAGACAAAGAUAGCGCUAUCUGUAUUUUGAUUUGCUGCCUAAUUGACCCAAAUAAAGCCUCUUGCUGACAUGAUUCCUCUACCCCCGAGGCACGCUAUCAAGCAGAGAAGUGAAUUCAUUGCAAGUAAUUCCCUUUCUUGAGUAAUCCCGUUCGCUACCGUCCAAUCGCAGAAUGCCCUGUGCUUGUUAAGCAUUUGGACUUGACUCGCGUUUUUCUCCCUUUACCAUUACCGGGGGACUCCUACGUCGCGGCGCUUCGGACGACCCGUGGCUGUUCGAAGGACUUUCAUCGCGAGAAACAGUUGAAAUGAUCGGUCGGAACUGGCAAGACGCGCAAAAAGGGAUCUUCUACUGCACGUGGAAGUGAUAACGUCGCCAAGUAACCGGAUGCGGGUGCUGCGAGGACUUCGAAAUUGAAAUUAAAUAGGAAAAAAAAAUAUGCCCGACAAAGCGUCAGACAGCCAGAAUUCAAUAUCACCGCGGGUUUCUUCGUUUUUCAUCGAACAUUUGCUCGGCUCUAACAGAAAUCAGGACACAAAAGACGAUAUUCGCAACAACAUCACAGGAUAUUGGCGCAAAGAAAAUAUUUCUCACAGCGGACGUGCCGUUAGCCUUCGCAACCAAGUAUCCGGCGAUGGACUCCCACCGGACAGCCGUCCCCAGCGCGACUCGUCGUUAAAAUGGUGCAAAACAACACUGAACAACAAGGCUUUAGGAAGGCCCAGGAGUCCAAAGGAGGGUCUACACAGUACACAAUGUUCGGAUAAUCCCUGCAGUGAUCUGACAACCUGCGAACGAGAUUCCCCGGUCGGUUCUGAGCCUGAGGGGCUUAAUGACGACACAGACAAGCCAACGGAAAGCGGUCUGACAGGUGACAACGAAGAGGAAACUCGACACGCUUUCGAAGAACGAACCGAACGGGAGUCUUUAGAUCGCGGCUCGGGGCGCAAGAAGAAGACCCGAACGGUGUUCAGCAGGAGUCAGGUGUUCCAGCUGGAGUCGACGUUCGACACGAAGCGAUACCUGAGCACGUCCGAGCGCGCGGGACUGGCCCGCUCGCUUAGCCUCACGGAGACGCAGGUCAAGAUAUGGUUCCAGAACCGAAGGAAUAAGUGGAAGAGACAAAUGGCGGCAGACUUGGAGGCGGCGAGCGCGUCUCAUUCAGCUCAGAGGAUAGUCAGGGUUCCCAUUUUAUAUCACGAGAGCUUGACGCAAAGCGCGUUGGGCUUUGGGUUGCCGCAAGUGUCGCCCCCAGUGCCUGAAUUUUCCACUAUCGUGAACUGUCCAAUUUCGUCUUUAUCCCAUUCCGUGUCUUUACUGAGAUCACAAAUGACUGGCCUUGUAUGAUAUUAAGCCUAAAGAGCAAAAUGUCUAGAACUGAAGGAUAGUGGGCUAUUAUUAUUAUUAUUAUUAUUAUUGUUGUUGUUGUUUUUUUUAUCAAAUAGCUGCAAUACUUUACAGGGCCACAGACAACUUUCCUUCAAAGAAUACAAAACGUAUCAAUGAAGACCAUGAUCAUAUACAUAAGUAAUAGUAAUGAAAAAACUUUCUAUUUUUGUGUAUUUUUCCUACUUUUGUACGCAAUGCUCUGUACGUGGACACGUUUGUUUCCUAAUGAGCGUCUGUGCUAAUGGCUCAGAACAUCCAUGUACGUUAUGAUGAGGAUAAGAACAUUAUUUUGUAAUGGAAUGCUGUGAAAAUACUGUCUUCAAACUUUGUCACUUUUCCCACAGUAUCAAUUUGAAUAGUCUCCAA